This is a messenger RNA of Paramecium sonneborni, 1090 nucleotides long. The record is from the annotation of a GenBank genome assembly. NCBI's taxonomy places the organism in Eukaryota, Ciliophora, Oligohymenophorea, Peniculida, Parameciidae.
AAAAAUUUAUUAUUAUGAAUAUAUUAUAAGAGUACGAAUUGUAAGAGUGUUUAGGGAAUGGAUCUUAUGGGAUAGUACAUAGGGGAGUAAAUGUAGAGAGUAGGAAACGAGUAGCAAUAAAGAUGUUAAGAGAGACAUUUGAAUCAAUGGAUGAAUGUUUAAAAUAGAGAGAAGUGAAGGCAUUAAUGAAAUUGAAGGAGCAUCCAAAUAUAAUAAAACUGCUGGAGAGUAUGCAUAAGUGCAUGUGUUAGUGAGAUACGAGAAUAAGCGCCUGUAUUUGAUCUAUGAGUAUGUGGAGAACAAUGUGUACUAGUUAUAUACGUAGGAUAAAUUGGAUGAAGACCGUAUAAAACAUAUAAUAUUGGGAUGUGCUAAUGCAUUGAUACAUAUUCAUCAGUUGGGAUAUUUUCAUAGGUAUAUUUAAUUAUAUUAAAAAAUAAGGGAUAUAAAGCCAGAGAACAUUUUGAUAUCAAAUGAAUAAGUGAAAUUAAUAGACUUUGGUCUUUCAAGAGAAGUAAAACCACCAUUUACAGAUUAUGUUUCAACUCGUUGGUACAGAGUAAUAAAUAUUGAGAUUAAAAGGCUCCUGAAAUUCUGUUACAUUCUAUAAGUUAUGAUACAUAAAUUGAUGUAUUUGCUUUAGGAUGUGUUACAUGUGAAUUGUUUUUAGGUAGACCAUUAUUUGUUGGCUCUUCUGAAUUGGAAUAAUUUGAUCGAAUGUUAUAAAUAUUAGGGUAUAUUAUAUUAAAUAUUAAUUUAGAACAUUUACUAGUUAAGAUUGGAGUGAAGGAAUUAAGUUGGUUAAUCAAUUAGGAUUAAAACUGACACAUUAUCCAUCUAAAUUAUUACAUGUAAUCAAAGCAUCCCCAAUGGCUUUAGAUUUGAUAUAAGGAAUGCUCAAAUGGAAUCCUAAAUAACGGUUUACAGCCAAAUAGAUUACUGAGCAUUUACUAUUCAAGCAGUAACAAACCACUCCAGAGUUCGCUCCAAGAAAAUUAUAAGAUAUCAGCCAAUAAUAAUAGGAGUUAAAAAAAUUUACCAAUUAAAAACAAUAAUACUAAUCGAAGAAGUGAUUUUAUAUUAUUUUGAU